This is a messenger RNA of Cavenderia fasciculata, 606 nucleotides long. RefSeq names its product Ras GTPase (gene rasB). The record is from RefSeq and is a predicted model, not a curated record. Gene Ontology annotation, biological process: Ras protein signal transduction. Bases 1 to 606 code for a protein of 201 amino acids. Gene Ontology annotation, cellular component: plasma membrane. The transcript has 3 exons. Gene Ontology annotation, molecular function: GDP binding; GTPase activity; GTP binding. NCBI's taxonomy places the organism in Eukaryota, Evosea, Eumycetozoa, Acytosteliales, Cavenderiaceae.
AUGUCAGCAACUACAGUCGCCGUUGAAUAUAAGCUUGUCGUAAUGGGAGGUGGUGGUGUUGGUAAAUCCGCACUUACCAUUCAAUUCAUUCAAAAUCAUUUCAUUGAAGAGUACGAUCCAACCAUUGAAGAUUCGUACCGUAGACAAUGUCAAGUCGAUGAAGACACUUGUUUGUUGGAUAUUUUAGAUACUGCUGGUCAAGAUGAUUAUUCUGCCAUGCGUGAUCAAUACAUGAGAACUGGACAAGGUUUUCUUUGUGUUUAUGAUGUUACCUCUAGAACAUCAUUUGAAGAAAUCAAUGUAGUUAGAGAUCAAAUUAUUAGAGUAAAGGAUAACGACCGUGUACCAAUUGUUUUGGUUGGCAACAAGUGUGAUCUUGACAAUAGAGAAGUGACCACGGGCGAGGGUGAAGAGUUGGCAAAGAGUUUUGGUUGUCCAUUUUUAGAGACCUCUGCCAAGAAGCGUCUCAAUGUCGAUGAAUGCUUCUUUGACGUUGUCAGAGAGAUCAAAAAGUCACUCAAGGAGCCAGGAAGAGUCAAAAAGGAAAAGAAGGGUUUAAACUCCUACCUUAAAAAAGUUAAAGGUGGAGAUUGCAUCAUUUUAUAA